Messenger RNA from Penicillium maclennaniae, 1368 nucleotides. RefSeq names its product GMC family oxidoreductase. The coding region runs from base 1 to 1368 and encodes 455 amino acids. Lineage: Eukaryota; Fungi; Ascomycota; Eurotiomycetes; Eurotiales; Aspergillaceae. Gene Ontology annotation, molecular function: flavin adenine dinucleotide binding; oxidoreductase activity, acting on CH-OH group of donors. The transcript has 2 exons. The record is from RefSeq and is a predicted model, not a curated record.
AUGUAUGGAGGUGAGAAUUGGGGUGCUGAGGUCUCAACCUCUUGCAUCAACCCGGCCAACUGGACUCGUUCCUACAGCCGAACAGGGUAUCUCGACCCGCUUACAGACAAUGGCAACUAUGACGUGCUUGCCAAUGCUCAUGUCACUCGAAUUAUCUUUGAUAGUUCUUCCGCCUCGGACAACCUCACCGCUAACUCUGUGGAGUACACCAUUGAUGGUGGAUCUACCUUCCGAACUGUCAACGUAACGAAGGAAGUGAUCCUCACCGCUGGCUCUGUUAACAGCCCGGCAAUCCUCAUGUACAGUGGCGUGGGUCCCAAGGACGUUCUCUCCGAAGCCGGUGUUGACCUUAUCUCCGAGCUCCCUGGUGUUGGCCAACACUUGCAGGAUCAUAUUAGUGCCACUGUCACAUGGACCACUGAUGUGGACACCGCAGGUUCGAUCUACUACGACAACCUCACGGAGAAGUCAAACCCUCUCUUAUACUCAUACAUUGAUUCUGCCAUCGCCUACAUCAACGCUUCCUACCUAGGCAUUGAGGAUAUGGACGUAACAAUCCUGAACUCGAUCAAUCUGCAUGCGCCCAACACCACCUACGAUGCCGGUGUCAUCGCUGGCUAUAAGGCGAUCUGCAAUACCACUGUCUCUGAUAUCAUGAAGAGCCCCACAGGUUUAAUCGAGCUGUUGUUCAUGAACAGUGACGCCAGUGGCAUUGUUGGUAUCACUGCCGCGCUGCAGCAUCCCUAUAGCCACGGCCGUAUCUACAUCAACUCCUCCAACCCCGUCGACAGCCCCGUCAUCGACCCGAAUUACCUGAACAAUACUGCCGAUUACGAGAUACUCCUCGCAAGAUUGAAAGUGGCACGCAGUCUAGGCGAAACUUCCCCAUUGAGCAACAAUCUCACGGGCGAGACGGCUCCAGGUUCAUCCGUCACGACUGACGAAGAAUGGCUAAACUGGAUCCGUAAGGAGGCCGGCACAGAAUUCCACCCCUCUUCUUCUUGUGCUAUGCUUCCUCGUGACCAGGGUGGUGUCGUUGAUGCCAAUCUUCGCGUCUAUGGCCUAGCCAAUGUUCGAGUCGCAGACGCCAGUGUCCCUCCCAUUGCUUUGUCAACCCACCUAAUGGCCUCGACAUACGGUUUAGCCGAGCAGGCCAGUAACAUCAUCCAGGAGUUCCAUACCCCCAGAUCCUCGGCUACAAAGUCUUCCAUCAUUGCCGCCUCCGCUAGCGGCAGCAGCAGCAGUAGUAUGGCUCCCAAGAAGAGCAACGAUAGUCCCGCUAGCUAUCAAGGCGCCUCCUUUCAGACGUGGGAAACUGCCUUGGUCUUCACCACUUACGUUGCGGUCGUUUUGAAUCUAAGUUUUUAG